ACCAACACUAUCGUCACAAUGCAACUUCCACUACGUAUUGUACUGCUGUACAUGUUGGUAAUACGCAGCAGAUUCGCGGGAAAAUUUGUUGCUUGAGAAAUACAAUUGUCAGUUGAAGAUCGGUCUCUGAACAUGACAUGCUAUUGUGAUAUAUCAGCAGUGUAAAUAUCACAGAAAUUAUGCCGCGGGAUAUAAGAUCUUAUUUUACGGUCACAUCUCAGAAGAAGAACAGUGAACCCGUUGUACCAAAACCUAAAAAGAGACGUGUUAUCUCGUCAGACGAAGAUGAGGAAAAACCGAACUCGUCUGUAAAACGUUCCAAGAUUGUACAAAAGAUAAAAAAAGUUUCUGCUUUAUCUGAUUCUGAAGAUGACGAAGAGAUUGUUCGGAAAGAUCAGAAACAUUCUAAACAAUCGAAAGCAAAUAAGGAGAAAGAAAAUGGAAAGCAAUGUCAAGAGAUCUCUUCAAGUGACAUCUUUGGUAAAAAGCCAAUAACGAGAGUAGAAGAGACCAAAGUGAGCUGGAAGUUGCAGAAAGCGGAAUCUGAGUUUCACGAUGAUGAUGAUUUUGAUGCUGUACUUAAACAAUUGGAUGGUAUGGAAGCAGCGAAUGCAGUUAAAGAUGAAAAUAACAUGAAAGGUACAGAUGUCUCUAAAGAUUUCAAGAUGCUAAGUCAGACAGAAGUGAAACCUAGUAAUAACGAAGACCACAAUACCAGCCUGAAAGAUUCUCAAAAUAAAAGAAAUGAAGCAGUCAAAGAGGAAACUAAAGAGACAAAAAAAUCUAGUAAAAAAUCAUCUAAUGAAAGUAAUAAAGCGCAUUCAAACAUUGUUACAAGGUCUCCUUUAAAACGGAAAUUAGAAGAAGAGGAGAAAGGUAGCUCGAGCUCCAAUGACAAUUUAGAUAGAAAUAUCAAAUAUAAUAAUGCAUCUAAGAGAUCAAAGUCCAAAAAUCUGGAAAUUACAUCGAAAGUGUCCACGUCGAAAGAAGCUAGAGACGCAAAAAGACGAUCACCAGAUCGAAAGAAAGCUAAGACCGUGGACUUGUUUGAAGAAAGGGUAGAAAAGAAGAAGCAACGUUCUGCGAUGUACGAGAAAUACCUUCAGAGAGGUGGCGCCAGAAAUCCUGGUUCGAAAGAGAUACCUAAGGGUGCCAUAAAUUGCUUAGCUGGUGUAACUUUCUUGAUUACCGGCGUUUUCGAUUCCUUGGAAAGGAACGAGGCUGACGAACUAAUACAGAAAUAUGGCGGUCGUACGGUAAACGCGGUAUCGGGGAAAGUCAAUUAUAUCAUCGUGGGAGACGAGGCCGGCCCAGCUAAAUUGGCGAAGGCUAGCAGUUUGGGCAUUGAACAAAUAUCUGAGGAUGAUCUCCUGGAAAUGAUCCGCACGAGACCGGAAGGUCAAGCCCGAGAUAUCAAGCCAGCUGCGAUGAGAGGCAAACCACAUGCGAAAAAAAUGUCGAAUAAAUCUGAGAGCGAUAAAUCGUCAUCACCGUACAAAACGGAAACGUCUUCACCUGAGAAAGUAGAAACGCCAUCAUCUUCGUCAGGAAAGACAAAAACGUUAUCGCCAUCAACACAGAGUUCAAGUACAAGCAGUAAUUCUCAGGAGAAAACCACAAGUGUUGGCUCGCAACCUUUAGUCGAGAAGUACAGACCCAGGACAAUGAAGCAGAUUAUAGGUCAGCAAGGAGAUAAAAGCAGCGCGAAUAACCUGUACGUAUGGCUGCGCGACUGGCACAAAAAUCGUCAGGAUCCAAAAUUCAAGGACGGCACCGGUAAACAAACGCAUGGACAGAGUUUCAAAGCUGCAUUGCUGUCCGGCCCGCCAGGUGUUGGCAAAACGACGACCGCGCAGGUUGUUUGUAGGGAGCUGGGCUACGAUCUUGUAGAAUUCAACGCCUCCGACACAAGAAACAAGACGCUGCUGAAGGAAGAAGUCUCGGGAUUGUUAUCCAAUACUACAAUAAAAGGUUACGUUACAGGUGCUAAACAGAAAAUUACGAACAAACACGUACUGCUAAUGGACGAGGUAGAUGGUAUGGCCGGCAACGAGGAUCGCGGUGGCCUGCAGGAAUUAGUUAGUUUGAUGAAGAACACGGAGGUACCGAUUAUCUGCAUAUGCAAUGAUCGAUUUAACACGAAGGUGAAGACUAUCGCCACGCACAGUUACGACUUGAGGUUUUCCAAGCUCAGAGUGGAACAGAUCAGGAGUUCCAUGAAAUCCCUGUGCUAUAAAGAGAGCAUCAAGAUUUCGACGGAAGACCUGGAUCGCCUGAUCGAGUCGACAAAUCAUGAUAUUAGACAAGUGAUAAAUCAUUUGGAAUUUUUGGGUUCGCCCAGUCAGACGACCCACGUUGAGAAGACCGACAGGAAACACGCGAACAAGAAUUUCAAACUUGGUCCCUUCGAUGUCGUAAAAAUGGCGUUCAAUGCGCAAGAGCAGAAAAAUAUGAGUCUCAACGAUAAAAUUGGCCUAUACUUUCACGAUUACAAUAUCGCUCCCCUUUUCGUGCAAGAAAAUUACUUGGGAGUCAGAUUAUCCCAAGUGUCGACUACCGAGAGGCUGCAGAGAAUUGCCAACGCGGCCGAUAGCAUAUCUCAGGGAGAUCUCGUCGAGAAAGUAAUGAGAAGCAACAUGAUGUGGAGUCUGCUCCCGUUGCAUGCUUGCUUCUCGUUCGUUAUACCGAGCAGUGAGAUGUCAGGAGGUCUCGAUGCGCUAGUACGAUUCCCGAGCUGGUUCGGGCGAAAUUCUAAAGCGACGAGAUUUAAUAGAUUGAUGCAAGAAUUAACGACGCACACGCGAUUGGCCACAGGCUCGAGCAAAGAUGCCUUGAACAUGGAUUACAUGGUGCACAUCCGAAACGCCGUCACGAGACCGUUGAUAAAUAACGGUACCGAUGGUAUAGAAGAAGCAAUUAAUGUCAUGGGAAAGUAUCAUCUAACGAGAGAGGACUUGGAUUCGAUCAUAGAGAUUUCUCAAUGGCCAGGAGUUCGCGAUCCUACGAGUAAUCUUGAUAGCAAGGUAAAAGCAGCAUUUACGCGAGCAUAUCAAAAAAAUCCGCCUAUGCUACCGUAUGCAAUUAGCAGCAAUGCUACGGCAAAGAAAAGAUCUACACAGAGCGACGACCUCCCAGAAGAAGAAGAAGAAGAAGACGAAGAGGAGAAUGACGACAUCGAAGCCGACAAAAUGAUUAAGGCAAAGAAACCUACUGCUGCUAGCUCUAGCAAAGCAGCCAGUACAUCGAAGAGAAAUGGCGAACGAACUAAACGUGGAAGAGGACGCGGCAAAAUGAAAUAGAAGACAAUAGUGAAGAAUGGAAUGUAAAUUUUAUUUAGAAAAAGGUGGGAUGACGUUAAUACAUCGCGAGCUCUCGCAUAUUAUUUCUUCGAAUCGAUGAGUUUUUACAUGAUCGUAAAAUAAUUUGUAUCACUUGCUAAAUUUAUAUGAUGCGUGGUCGACGCAGUGAUUUUUAAAUGUUGCCAUCUCGCUUGCUCUCGUUUACUCUUCAAAAUAUAUCAUUAUUCUUCCA
Molecule: messenger RNA, 3531 nt
Organism: Ooceraea biroi (clonal raider ant)
Lineage: Eukaryota; Metazoa; Arthropoda; Insecta; Hymenoptera; Formicidae
Gene: Gnf1
Product: germ line transcription factor 1
Biological process (GO): DNA replication; DNA repair
Cellular component (GO): nucleus; DNA replication factor C complex
Molecular function (GO): ATP binding; ATP hydrolysis activity; DNA binding
Source: RefSeq, a predicted model, not a curated record